UAAAAGGCGAAGAAAACUACUGCUUUAUCCCGCAUUUUUAUUUCUUCGUCUGGUUGAUUUUUCCCCGCGGUAUGUCUCUUCGUUGCCUAUCUAUUGUCUCUUCGAAUGUUGCGAUCAACUCCCAGAGAUUUUGUCGGUUUUCGCUCAAAAAUAGAAAAUGGUGUUAUGACGCAAUGCUGAAACCCGAAGUCUCAUAUUCGAUGAGCUCAAGGUUUGCUAGCAAUAAAGUAGCUGAAGAAAAGCCAUCACCUCCUAGGGAUAAGAAUGAAGUAUACUAUUUCAAAGCUUCACUCAAUAAACAAGAAUUGCAAAGUCUUAUUGAGUCAAAAUCACCAGUGAUAAUAGAUGUGCGGAACCCAAAAGAUGUUGAAAAAACUGGCGCUAUUCCUGGGUCAAUCAAUAUUCCUCUAAGGGAUCUCAAAAAGUGCCUUCUGCUGCCAGAUGCUGAGUUCUUAGAAAACUUUAAAAUAACAAAAUCACAGUUCUCCCAGGAGAAUGUAAUAUUCUAUGGGUGGCAAGAGGUUACUGGCGCUUCAGCCUGCGAGAUUGCUCACAAUGCUGGCUUUAAAAAGUACUUACAUUUCGAUUUAAUAUUCAGGGCUAAAUAUUAUCCAGCUGGAUGGAACGAGUGGUCAAUAAAAAACGCAGAGUCUUUAAGUUCCGGGAUGGCUCGCGGAUGCCGAUAUAUAGCCUUGCAUGAUUGA
Molecule: messenger RNA, 704 nt
Organism: Protopolystoma xenopodis
Lineage: Eukaryota; Metazoa; Platyhelminthes; Monogenea; Polystomatidea; Polystomatidae
Source: the annotation of a GenBank genome assembly